Linum trigynum is the source of this 772-nucleotide messenger RNA. The record is from the annotation of a GenBank genome assembly. NCBI's taxonomy places the organism in Eukaryota, Viridiplantae, Streptophyta, Magnoliopsida, Malpighiales, Linaceae.
GUCAACCGGCGGCGAUCUUCCCGGCAUUGGCAGAGCUGCUGGAGGGGCACCCGUCGAGGAACGUGGUGUAGAUUAUUUUCCACACGAGCUGGAGCGGCGACAAGUCGUUCGCAGGUCGGAUCGAGAUGAUCUUCAAGGUCCAGAACGGGACCCGAACAUCAACCCGGUUCGAGGAGUACCGCGAGCUGGUGAAGUCGCGGGCCGGGUUGUCGGCGGGUACCGGCGGCGGGACGUGUGAGGAGAAUGUGAGGUGCGUGGCCGAUGGGAACGAGAUGAUGAGAUUCUACUGUCUGGGUCCUGCCGGCGACGCGCGUGGGGGAGGCGCGUGGGUGUUUACGGGCGUGAAGGGAUCGACAGCCAUCUGCACAUUUUCGGGGAGCGGUGGGGCCCACGAGAGCGCCGGCAGAGGGAAGGGCAGGAGGGCUAUGUUGGUCUGUCGGGUUGUGGCGGGCCGGGUGUCAAAGGGAAUCGGGUUCGGGUCGUUGUUGGGGGAGGAGGAGCGGGUCGGGCUUGACUCGGUGAGUGGGGACGGCGGCGAGCUGCUGGUGUUUGAUAGCCGUGCGGUCUUAACUUGCUUUCUUAUCAUCUACCAAUUGUAAAAAGUUAAAUACCAUUAAGUAGAAAUUUAUUUAUUAUUAUUAUGGUCCUUCCUUUUGCACUGUUUUGCAUUUAUCAACACAAUUUUUUAUGUGUUGUUUUCGCUGAUUUUCUGGGAGUGAAACUUUGUUUUUUUAACUUGACGAAAUAGUGUUGAUAAAAUGCUAAUCAAUCG